Molecule: messenger RNA, 1668 nt
Organism: Exophiala aquamarina CBS 119918
Lineage: Eukaryota; Fungi; Ascomycota; Eurotiomycetes; Chaetothyriales; Herpotrichiellaceae
Exons: 1
Coding region: 1-1668 (555 amino acids)
Molecular function (GO): oxidoreductase activity, acting on paired donors, with incorporation or reduction of molecular oxygen; monooxygenase activity; iron ion binding
Source: RefSeq, a predicted model, not a curated record
AUGGGCUGGGCAACUGUCUUCUUGGCCUGGUCAUCCUUGAUAGGUCUAUCACUGAUCAUCGCUCUUGGAGUCUUGAUACAUGAUAUUAUACUAUGGAAGCGAAUGCCUCCAGGCCCUCGGCCUCUCCCAUUCAUUGGUAACAAGCUUGAUGUUCCUAACAAACAUCCAUGGAUCCAAUUUCAAGAAUGGUCCCGGCAGUAUGGACCGAUUUUUACGGUAUGGUUCGGCCGUCGACCGACUGUUAUCGUUUCAGAUCCAAAUGUGGCCGUAGACCUGCUCGAAAAGCGGUCUCAAAAGUACAGCUCCCGCCCGCGCUUCGUCGUCAUGGGAGAAAUCUUCUGGGAUAUGUCGAGUAUCCUCGUACAGCCAUACGGGAAGGACUGGUCGGUGAGAAGGAAAGCGAUGCACCAGGUCCUAACAUCAAGAGCCUUGGAAAACUACAAGCCCGUCGCAGAAGCAGAAGCAACAAGGUUGUGCCAGCAACUCCUGAACAAAGCGGAUGAUCUUGACAAUCUUCUCAAUCGAUUUACAUCUUCGAUUGUCUUCACAAUAGCUUACGGCCACCGGAUCGACAGCAUGCAGUCACCUAUCAUCAAACAACGCAUGAAGAUCAUGCAUUGGAAUGCCGCCGUGAACGUACCAGGUCGAUAUUUGGCAGAGUCGUUCCCAAUUCUUAAGAACAUACCCGAUUUCCUUGCACCUUGGAAGCGAGAAGUCAAGGGUUGGGGUCGCGAAGAACAGAUGGCAAAUGCUCAGCUCCUCGGUUACGUGGAAGAAGAUAUUGAAGAAGCGAAGAAGCCAGGCGCUCGCCCCCUCCCCAAUAGCCUAGCUCGACAACUACUGGAAAACCGAGCCGCAGAUCCUGCUUCUUUCGCCCUGUUGCGAGAGCGAGAUUUUGCCAGCCUUCCAGCCUCAGUCUUUGGCGCCGGUGCAGACACCACAGCUUCCACACUAUCCUCCGCGAUCCUUGCCAUCAUUACCAACCAAGAAACACUUCAUGCCGCUCAUGCAGAACUCGACGCUGUGAUCGGUCGCAGCCGCCUGCCUGAUUACACUGAUGAGUCUUCCCUGCCGUACAUUCGCGCGCUGUGCAAGGAAGCGCUGCGAUGGCGACCUGUGGCCGUUCUAGGUGGAACGCCGCACGCUUCGACAGAAGCCGAUACGUAUCGAGGCUACUACAUACCUAAGGGCACCAACAUCUUGGGCAACAGCUGGGCGAUCAAUCGGCACGAGUCGUUCUAUCCGAACCCCGAUCACUUCAAUCCGCUGCGCUUCCUAGACGUCGACCCGACUUCGCUUGCCUACCUGGCCAAAACAUAUACCUCCACAACUCCCCAGGAAAAGGGCCUCGCGCAUCCCAGCAAACUCGGUCACUCGAGCUUCGGCUGGGGCCGCCGCAUCUGUCCUGGGGCGGAAUUGGCGAGCAACAACCUGUUCAUCGCCCUCGCGCGCGUCCUGUGGUGCUUCGACAUUCUACCCGCUAAGGGCGCCGUCUACGAUACGUACGACUACACCGACGGCUUCAACACUCGCCCGAACCCUUACAAGUAUGAGUUCUCAUUGCGGAGCGAGAAGCACGGCGAGGUCUUGAGGGCAGAAUUUGCCGAUGCACAGGACUACCUCGAGAGCAACUUCCCCUUGUUCAGGGAGCAUGAAAUUGUCGUUUAG